AUGAUAGCUACUAUGCUAUCCCAAUAUGAAUAUGUUCUUAUAUCCUAUGAAGACACAUGCGAUACAAUUAGUAGUGCUGUUUCUGAGCCUGUAAAUCAAGAGGAAGAUAGUUUUGAAUUUGAACAGGAAGAUUAUACAAGUGACACUUACGAAGAAGAAGAAGAAUAUGAAGAUGAAUCCGAUGUUGAGAUGGACAAUGAUGAAGAUUCUUCAUUGGAAUCAAUCUCGGAAUUGAAUUUGAUUCACCGAUUCAUUAUUAUUUCGGUUGCUCUUUUUGUCUCACUAUACGUCGUGGAUGAAGGAGCUGUAAUCCUGAUUGCCAUAAUCAGCAAGAUCCUGCAGUUUUUGUUUGACCCAUUCCGCCUUCCCGUGAGUGUUGCUGGCCUCAAACUUUUGGCCGGAUUUGAAGCAUUGAUAAGUGGUGUCAAGAAAUAUGUUGUAUGUAGUGAAUGCCAUGUCAUAUAUGAUAAUGAAGCCGCCCCUUUGUGUUGUACAUCACCCAAUUUUGAUAAAACCUUCUUGUGUGGCAACAGCUUGUUUAAGUCUGGUCCCAGGUCAAAAACACCCAAAAAGACAUAUGUAUUCCACUCUGUCAAGAAAGCCCUAAAGACGUUUUUUCAAUGCCCGGAUUUUGAAAACAAGAUCAACUCAUGGAACCGCGGCCCAAAAAUGGAUAGCACUUUGUUUGACGUGUACGAUAGUGCAAUGUGGAAUGAGAUAGUAGACGUAGAUGGUAUACCUUUAGUUGAUCAGUGA
Messenger RNA from Phycomyces blakesleeanus NRRL 1555(-), 756 nucleotides. RefSeq lists its product as hypothetical. The transcript is spliced from 4 exons. The coding region runs from base 1 to 756 and encodes 251 amino acids. NCBI's taxonomy places the organism in Eukaryota, Fungi, Mucoromycota, Mucoromycetes, Mucorales, Phycomycetaceae. The record is from RefSeq and is a predicted model, not a curated record.